AUGACUGGUUACUAUCCCAUUGUCGGUCGAAAGGACACCAAUGCCAUCUUCGACCGCCUUGCUAUCGAGGAAUUGCAGUCAAAGCAACCUCGUCAAUUCACUUUGUUCAUCAUCGCGUAUCUCGCUAUCCAGCAACGUCCUUUACAAGAGGGCAUCUUCGCCAGUAUCGGUUUAAAGGAUCCAGCAGGUUCUUUCGACGCCAUAGCUGGAAUCCACGGCAGGCCCUUUACCGAGUGGCUCGGCGACCAAAGGCCCCCGGCAGAGCAAGUCACUGACUUUAGUCACAACGACAAGAAGGAUACACUUCCAGUCCCAUCUCGGUUUGGAGGGUACUGCAAUCACGGUGCCGUGUCUUUCCCACCUUGGCACCGUCCUUAUGUCUUGCUCAUUGAGCAAUCCAUUGGGAACAUAGCAAAGGAAUUGGCAGCGCAGAUUGAGAGUGUCAAUCCAGGUGAAAAGGGAUUGUGGACUCCAGCUGCAGAGCAGCUUCGCUUUCCGCAAGUUUUCGUUUCCAUUGCAUCCCCGCGAAGUCCUGGUCUUCCUCCUGUCCUCAAGGAAGACACAGUGAAAAUCCAGCUUCUGAAAGAUAAACCCCUAGUCGAUGUUCCCAAUCCCCUCUCUUACUACCCAUACUUUAACGGUGUAGUACCAGGUGACUUCAAAGAUACCACUUAUACGUAUGGAACUUCAUACUUCGCGCAAUGGAAGCGUACCUACCGUUACGCGGACAGCACUCCUACACCACCUGGAAGCAACGUAGCAGCUCUUGACGCGGCAUUCAAGGAAGCAGUCCCUGGUCUCAGGGCUAAAGUUGUACGAUUGUUCACGUUCCAUGAUAACGAGGACCCUGCGAAAACCUGGGAUGAAUUUUCUAACCACCGCAUGCAAUCCAAGGGACCCAAUGACGAUUACAUCCAUGGUUCACUUGAAGGUGUACACGAUACUGUGCACAGUCUCGUAGGAGGUAAUGGGCAUAUGAGUGAUCCUGACUAUGCGGCCUUCGAUCCCAUCUUCUUUUUGCAUCACUCCAAUGUCGAUAGGCUUUUCGCCUUAUGGGAAUGGUGCUACUCCAAAUAUUGGAUGAUACCUACUUACGAUGAUGACGGCGAGGCGCAUGCUUUUACUCAGGAACUCGGGACCUACCAUCAAGUGUACAAUGAAGCUGUCACCCCCGAAGGCGAUUUAGCUCCCUUCAGGAAUGGCGAAGGAACAUACUGGACAUCCGAUCAGGCGCACUUUUUGGACCCCACUUCCCCAAAUUUCUACGCUAAGUACUACUCUUAUCCGAAUUUCCAAGGUAUCAAAGUCGAGCAGCCUGCUACUGAGGCGCAGCGCCUCAAAGGUAGGGCGGAUGUGGCGAAGUUUUACGGCUACAACCCCCACCAGUCUGUCACGGGAACACAUCCCUCAUUUUUGGUUCCAAAGUUGCCACUCAGCAUUCCUAAUGGUUUCAACGUAAUUCCAAACUAUCGGCCAUUUGUUGUUCAAGUCCAGCUCCGAGAACAUGCUUAUGGCAGGGCUUACAACUUCCACUUGACAUAUAAAACAGCACUGGGCGCUGAGAAGCAUGUCGGCUCCGUCAGUGUCUUUUCUCGAGUUGACACUUCGCCUUGCGAAGGUUGUGCCGCUCGUCGCUCAGCAGGAUCCAUUGUUCUUGGUAUCAUCCCUAUCACUGACAGCAUUGUGGAAGAAAUCCUCCGCGCAGCACCUGCUAACAUCGUCGGCGCAGUUGCUACUGGCAUAUUUAGCGCAGCAACUGCUGUCGCAACCGGAAACUUUGGCGGAAUAUUGGGCCACAUCAAGGGCAGUUUGAAGGGAUCCCUCGUGGACUAUGCAGGUCAGCAUUUGGCCGCUGCUGAAGGUGGAGACGGUGCAGCAGCUGUGCCGCAAAGCGGGUUGGCCUCUGCGAAGGUGACUCCUGUGGAGAUCUCGCUCGCAUCCCAUGCGGUGGCGUCCCACCCUGUCCAUCCCAUCCGUAUUUUGGACGUGCAGAACCAUGGCAGUAUUUUCAGUAACGGUUGGGCGGCCACACACCAAGACUCUCGACGCAGGUGA
Molecule: messenger RNA, 2055 nt
Organism: Serpula lacrymans var. lacrymans S7.9
Lineage: Eukaryota; Fungi; Basidiomycota; Agaricomycetes; Boletales; Serpulaceae
Exons: 16
Coding region: 1-2055 (684 amino acids)
Molecular function (GO): oxidoreductase activity
Source: RefSeq, a predicted model, not a curated record